GAGUAGGCUGCUCCGCCUGUGGUUGGUUGCAGACGAGCGCGCGCGCGGUCCACAAGACUUGGUCGAUGAUCGGUUUCGAGUAGUUACCCGCCUCGAGGUUCGUCGUCAGCGUCGUUGUCGUUUAAGUCGAGUGUAGCAACCGUCAUUGAAGUCGUGAGCUCGAUUUUUCUCCCGCGCCUUUUUUUCGCGGCCUGUUUGGAAGGCUCCAGGAAGUCUCGAAUUCGCUUUCUAAAAGGCACUCAUUGCAGCAACGGCGAAGUGAAUCCAUAACCGAAAACAAAAAAAGCUCAUUGCCUCAAGUGUGACAGAAUAACAAAUUGCAGGCACGAUCUCUAACAGUGAAGGUAAUAAGGUGUGUGUACUUGAAGCAAGAAAGAGAGCAAAGCGCAUUAAAGUGAAAUGUGGAAACGAAUGUUACAUUAACAUAGCUAUACUAAGCGUUUUUAGAUGGUGAAGCGGAUUGCGGACCGUUUUUGCAGUGCCGUGAGGUAAACGAAGCAAACCAAACUUCAAGAAGCCAUAGGCUGCCGCUGUUGACGUCGUACCGAGAGUCGUUAGUUGUUGUGCGGAUCGAAGUGUUUGGUGGUGCAGUUGCAGAAAAAAUUCAACGCCGAACGAAGUUAGGCCUAGAGGAAAACUAGUUUUCCAUCGUGGCAGUGUUUGAAGCAAGAAAAGAGCGCAAUCAAGAAAAAUAGCCGACACGUAACGUCUGAUGUAGCAACACAAAUCGGUGGUCGGUGUGUGCGUGUGUGAGAGUGCUGUUUCCAAUAGUGCAGCAGGCUAGAAGAGUCAUCAUAAUAACGAAAUAUUGUGCGGGAUAACACGGUGUCUGGGAGAUCAAAAUGUUGGCCACCAAUGGUAAACCGUUUUCGUUCGACAAGUCCGAGAUCAAUCCAUCGCGAAAGAAGGCAUCCAUUAAACACACGGUACUGGAUGUCAUCGUUUUUCUGCUAACGUCACUUGGCUAUAUCUUGCAGGCCAUCUACUACCAACUAUUCGGUAAACCGACGAAAAGCAUCGAAGGCGAUCUUGCACUGGUCACGGGAGGUGGCGGAGGACUAGGCCGAUUACUGGCUCUCCGGCUAACCAAACUGGGCGCCAAAGUGAUAGUGUGGGACAUUAAUCAAGAUGGUAUCGAUGAAACGGUUAAAAUAGUUCAGUCUGUGGGAGGCUUCUGCAAGGGCUACAAAGUAGAUAUUUCCAACAGGGAAGAGGUUUACAAGUGUGCCGAUAAGGUGCGAGAGGAGGUUGGAGAGGUAUCGCUGCUGUUCAACAACGCGGGCGUUGUUUCGGGACGAGCGCUACUCGACACCCCAGAUCAUCUAAUCGAGCGUUCCUUCAACGUGAACAUUAUUGCGCACUUUUGGACGACCAAAGCCUUCCUGCCGUCGAUGUUGGAGCGCGAUCAUGGCCACAUUGUGACGAUCGCUUCACUUGCGGGUCACGUCGGUAUCUCCAAACUGGUGGACUACUGUUCGAGUAAAUUUGCGGCGGUUGGUUUCGAUGAGGCUUUGCGGAUAGAGCUGGAGUACAUGGGAGCGCACGGUGUUUUCACGACGGUGAUCUGUCCCUACUUCAUUCAAGCCACCGGAAUGUUUGAUGAUGUGAAUUCAAGGUGGGUCCCGACGCUUGACUCCAACGACGUGGCCGACAAAAUCAUUGAUGCCGUUCGACGAAACGAGAAAUAUAUCAUAAUACCAGGAUACCUUCACUUAAUGCUGGCCAUCAAAUGGAUAUUUCCAUGGGGUUGCAACUCGGGCUUCCUGCGACGGUUGGUUCCGGACGCUACACCCCAGCACGCGGUCACUCCCAUGGCGACACCGAAUGGAGCUAAGUUGAACGGCACCAGUCAUCCUUUGUCCGCCGCCGCAACCACUUCGGCCGACAACAACAAUACCAAAUCUUCUUCCCUGUUGGUGCAUCGAUUGUCCACCGGGGAACGAGUUCUUUAGGCAUAACAAAUUCUGCAAUUUUCCGUCACCUUACUAGGAAACUAUCCUCCAUACACUGCUUACUGUUACAUUCGCAGGACUGACAGAUUUAUGAAUGAGAAUCGAAACUCUGGAAGCCGGCUAUCGCCGGUUUAUUUUAAAUCGGGUGGGGGGCAGUUUUUGAAACAAUUUCAGUCAGCAUGUCAAGUGUAGAGGUACGAACCAAUGUGAUUGCCUUUUAAGGGAAAGAAAUUAUCUUUAAACAUAAAAAAAACAGCAGGUUAGCAAAUAAGGCUGGAUCAUUCCUAUGAAUUGGGUUAGUUAGUGGUAAGGUAAGAACGCUAGUUGUAAGUAAGUCUUUAAAUUUCCUGUUCCUGAUAAUACAGUUUACUUUCAAUCGAUUUCAAAAUAUCGUUAAAUGUAAAAAAAAUGCUCUAAAAAGUGUCUUGCUAUGCUUUGGACAAUUUAAAUUAUGUACAUGAUAAUUGAAGCAAUAUCGCAUAUAAACUCUUCUAAACAUUGCCCAAUCUUUCCAAAUGAAAUUAGAGUAGCUGUUUUAGUACAAUAAAGCAAACGUUAAACCUA
Malaya genurostris is the source of this 2516-nucleotide messenger RNA. RefSeq names its product short-chain dehydrogenase/reductase family 16C member 6. The coding region runs from base 843 to 1952 and encodes 369 amino acids. The transcript has 9 exons. Gene Ontology annotation, cellular component: lipid droplet. NCBI's taxonomy places the organism in Eukaryota, Metazoa, Arthropoda, Insecta, Diptera, Culicidae. Gene Ontology annotation, molecular function: oxidoreductase activity, acting on the CH-OH group of donors, NAD or NADP as acceptor. The record is from RefSeq and is a predicted model, not a curated record.